AUGUUGGGCAGACUCUUGAGCACCGCUGCCUCGAGCUUGAACCCGGCGACAUACUCUUCUCGAAGCCAUGGCACCGCCCUCGAAUCCGUGACCGAGGAGGAACACACCUCCGGCCUUCUCUUCCCUGAUGCCAGCCUCCUCCGCCGCUCCAAUGCCCAUGCCUAUCCGCUACAAACAACCUUCCAUUCCCCGAAUGCAUCGACUGCAGGAGCUUACGAUGACCGUGGGGGAAUGGAAUUAGAUUCCAUGAAAGAUUUCCGGGUCAUUGUGGCCCAGAACGCCCUGGGAGACCGUGAUGCAUGCGUUCUGCUCGACACCCGUGCUUCGUCCGAUUCUCCUCCGACUGGCCUCGGAAUUGACUCGCAGGGCGGGGAGAAAUCCAGCCCCAGACAUGCUCGUGCUGUAUCCAGUCUCUCGCGUGGCACACGCCGGAGUGUCUUGACACAGUCCUCUGUGGUCGAAUCCGGACCUCUCUCUGCCGCUGCAGAUGCACGCAGGUCAACACCUGCAAGCCCUGGCGCCUUCUCUCGGGCUCGAGGGCGCAGCUCUACACUCGCACCAUCUGGAACAUGGAACGAAUCCGGCCAGUCCCGGCACGCGACCGACUCCAAUGAUACCGGUCUUCUCAACUGCAUUUUCGGCAGCAGUGCCUUUAGCUAUCGUGGCUCAUCCACCAAGAUGCACAUUAUAUCUGCAGAUGACGAUCCUUCGGUGGUCAAUAUGUCACCUGCGGCCCGCAGCCCACUUGCCCGUGCCUACACAACAGGGAGCCCGGGCCUUCUGGGUGCAGGCCGAGAAUCGGAUGGCAAGCCACCAUCUAAAGUAACGGUUCUUGUCACUCGUAUGUUUAGCGUCAACCUCCCAGAGGGUGCCGAAGCAUCAGCGGAGCGACAUGACUAUGCUACUUCUCUCUACCAAGACUCUUUGCCCGAAAUGGGCUUCCCAUUCCCUGAUGUUGGCAAGCAGCGGAAGAAGAUCAAAGAGAAGAAAACGCCUAUGUACGCCGUUGCGAUUACUAUCCAAAUUCCUUUGCUGGCACGCAAUACGCCACGGCCCGUGUCAAGGUUCAGUACUUUGGGCCCAGAUGCGCCACGUAAAGGGUUGUCCAGCUCCCUGGACUCCGAUUAUCGGUGGCCUGCAGGAUUAUUUGAUGAUAGCCUAUCAUCAGCUUCCCCUCCUGCGAGCUUGGACGAGCGCCUGGAUUUAUUGGUUGACCACUGGGAUGUCAUUACCCGAACUCUAUCUCACUUGGAGAGACUUGCUCGUAAUGAGAUUCUAUUCCUCCUGAGGAAGGUGGAUUCUUUAUCCGGGCCCCACCCGAAGCCCGCCAAGUCUCCCAACAUGCAGCGAACUAACCAAACCAUCGUGCAUCUGCCCGCCAACAUUCUGUCCGUGAACUCCAAACUCAAGGAAGAAGCUCUUCGCAGCACUCGCCGAAUCAGCUUGGCUCUCCAGACCCCAUAUGUCGUCACUGGCCAGAGUCGUUGGGGUGUCUGGCGGGAGGAGGGCCGGUCGAUUGUUCGCGGCCUCGGAGAUAAGGAACAGAAUUUCUUUUUCCUCGUAUUGCUGACGGCAUUUCUGGGCAAUCAUACUGAGUGGUUGAAUGUUCUGGGCCCAGAUUGGUACCGCCGGCGACACAAUCAACAGCAAAAAGCUCAGCAGGAUUCAGAUCCUAUUCUCACCCACCGGACUGUAAUUGUCUGUCCGGACAAGAUGACUGCUCGCCGUUUGAUUUUCCUGCUGUCUGCAUUCCUUCCAUCUAAACAGCGUUUGGAGCCUCUCCCUUCGCCACUCAGGCCUGGCACAUCGGUCUCCAUGCGGGCUAUCUCGCAAAGCCCGCCAGCCGUACCUCUUCUCCGGCAAGAAUCUCUUCGGCGGGCAAUUGAACGACGAUCUCGUGCCCAGAGAAUGAACACUGGAGAGUAUGAAUAUCACCGUCGAUCCAUGAGUCUUUCAUCCCAGGAUACGGCGCAGAGGUCGUCGGAGGGAACCGAUACACCCGUUACACCCCAGCCAAUCUCGGCUCGCAGGGCAUCGGAUGCUCGUUCAAUUAGAACACUGGGGCCGGCCAUUCAAAACAGAGACCUCCGGACUCAGAACACGAGCGGGGCUACCAUUUCGAUGACGACCCAGAGUAGCACCGUCCCAGUCCCACAUUUUACAUCACAGCAAACUAUCCCUGACCCAAGAGGCUCUGAACGCAGUGCGAUCGAUGCAAAUGAGAGCCUGGCAUCAGAGAACUUGUUGAAGAACUUGCAAAGAAGUGAUAGCUCAAUAAUGAGCUCAAAUGGCAGUGUUCCAUCUGCAGGAGGCCGGUGGGGUGGUCUUUUCUCCGGACUGUGGAGUUCGAGACAAGAGACAUUCACUGAUAGUAGUGAUAUGUACUCGGCGCCUGCAGCAGCUCACAGGCGUUCUGUGUCUACAAUCGCUGGUCCACCCACACGCGGCGCACCCACCCUGAGUCAGAUGGUCAAAGAAGUCACCGAAGACGAAGCAGAGCAUCGUUCAGAGGCCGCGCCCAGUGGUAAUAUCUCAAUUCCAACUGCAUCGGCUGCACCUCACGGUUCCGAGGAUGACUCACCGGAACCUUACUCGCUUACGAGCCAAGUCCGUGAAUCUCCGCUGAAGCUGUCUGUCCGGGAGGAUGAAGGCGUGGUUGAUGUUGAUAUCCCGCUUCCUGGUUUCUUGUCGCUUUCGUCCUCAGGAGACUCGACCAUUGCUUCGCCCAGGAAGACGCGAACGUCAAUAACUAGUGUCGAUGCCAUUGCAUCAACGCACAGCAGUGGUUCUGGCUUCCACGGUGCGAUGAAAGAUAAUGAUGGCCCCAGCACCCACGUAGCUGGAUGGUUGAAGCUCUUCCACGAAGACUUUUCCGUGCAAGCAGUUCGACCGUACGCUACCCUUGAAGCGGAUAUCAAACGCGCGAUGCAAGCCGAGCCUUCUCCAUGCAUUCCCGCCACACCUGAUGUGGAGGGGUCUGAGAGAUGGGUGGAUGUUGCGACGACAUUGAUCGCAGAUACACGAAGUUCAUCUGUCAAGCGUCUUCGGUUGAGACGUAAGAUUAUCGUGGGCCACAGUGGUUAUGGUCAGAACCACACUCCUCCAUCGCCAUCCAGUGCUCUCAACUCCAACCAUACCCGUUCUGCCUCUCAAUUCUCGGGUUUCUUUGGCUCAGGCAAGGUUCCUGGUGGCCCCAGCGAAGGACAAGAUUCCAAUUUUAUGGAAGAGCGAUUCAUCGAAGAACCAGUCAUGGAUCUCGAUGGUAUCCUGGUUGAUGCGGUUGAGCGAGUCCUCGGUCAGAGCGGCUAUUCAUCUCUUGCGCAUUCGCGAGCUCCGUCUCCUUCUCGUACUCGACGAGGCGAAGAUAAGGGCCAAACAACGCCCCGUGGCGAAGAGCCUCCUGCAGUCGAAGUUCCCCGCGCCGAGUGCCGCAAGAUGGUACUCGGUGCUUUGGAAGAGGUUGUCCGCCUUGUCACGGCGGAACAUUGCCGAGAAGAUGUAGAUAGCGAGCUUGGGAUCGCUGACCGCGAGCGGAGAAGAGCCAUGGCCGGUGCUGACAACACUUUGCGUGAAGGUAUCCGAAAAUGGCUUCUCGAUGUUGAAGAAGCUUGGUGA
Molecule: messenger RNA, 3615 nt
Organism: Penicillium cinerascens
Lineage: Eukaryota; Fungi; Ascomycota; Eurotiomycetes; Eurotiales; Aspergillaceae
Exons: 1
Coding region: 1-3615 (1204 amino acids)
Cellular component (GO): cytoplasm
Molecular function (GO): ATPase inhibitor activity; protein-folding chaperone binding
Source: RefSeq, a predicted model, not a curated record